AUGUUGACUCUGAUGGGAAUGCGUCCUGGGGAGUUUAUUGAAUCAUCAAACUGGAAAGAAUCGAAUGAAGGGCUGCUUUAUCGCGAUGUGAAGCUGCUCAGGUCUUCAGAAGCUGAUGGAGGAUUCAUGCUACAUGUACAACUACGGAACCGUAAAGGCCACAGGCAUAAUCAUAAGCAGGGCGCACUGAUGCUUUUGACUGAGGAGCCAGAAGAUCGCGCGCUUUGUCCGGUCACAUACUUCCUGGCGCUCGCGCUCGCAGAUGGUGUCUUUGAAGGCUGCAAAACACUCUCCGACCUCCAGUCUAUGAAGCCGUCCCCUGGUAGUUCCUAUUGCGAAUUCCCUUAUCAUGCGGAUGUAGGAAAUCUGCCAAUCUUACGGUGUUGCCAACCAGACGGAUCGAUUUCGCCGACAAGAAUACUAACCUACUAUGGUUUCCAUUGGAUGAUCCGAAGCUUGGGGCAGAGAGCAGGCUACAAGGACAAACUGACUGCAUACUGCUUUCGUCGUGGUUAUGGAAAUGCGAUUGACAAAAUUGUCACAGCUGCACAGAGACAGCAGCUGAUGGGGCAUGCUAACCCAAAUAUCUUCCAAACUUACAUUUCUUCUAUGAUCGGGAUCGAUUCGCAAAGUGUCGUUCUCGGGAGAGAUCAGCGUAUGGAGCUUAUCAACAACCACAGUUCGAUGAUGCUCCACCGGAAUCUACUAGCCCCUAUGCCUCCUAGAUCCCAGCUAGCAGAGAAAAGUUCACUCAAUACAUGUCACCACGAUUCGGACCUUCCAUACGACAAGCGGAAGUAUUUGCAGAGGACAGCCUUCGAAGAAGAGCGACAGCAGUUUUUCCAAGGCAGGUCUACUGCGACUAGCUCAACAUCGAGUGACGGUACCCGAACGCCCUCUCGAUAUCUUAAGGCGUUAUUGAAGUUUGAGGUGAGCCGCUAUCAAGCUGUGAUGCUUAUGUACCCAGACCUCAAGUCUGAUGGUAAUGAGCAUGACAAGGACAACGAGACCCUUGAUCACGAGAGCUGUGAGACAGCUAAGAUGACGAAUCCGACUCAUUGUUGCGUUACACUUGAGCAAAUAGUCCAUCCACUUCAAAGUAUCGCAAAUGCACACAAACAGGGUUUCGAAUACGGAGGUGCAGAAACUAUUGAAAAUGGAUGUUGCAGCUUCUGUAAGAAGCGGCUUGACGGGUAUUUCUUCGAUGCGCAUUCGUUACGCAGGCACAUGGAGAAUCAUUUGAAGAACGCCCUCUAUCCCUUCAAAUGUCCUCAUCCUUCGUGUUCAACUAACCUGCACACUGCAGACCUUUUCUGGAAGCACGCAGUGUCUGUUCAUGGGACACCGCCUCGGCAUGGAACCAAAAUAACCGGUAAGCGCAAAUCGCCGUGUGAGGACGACCCACAGGAAGAGUAG
Bipolaris maydis ATCC 48331 is the source of this 1416-nucleotide messenger RNA. The record is from RefSeq and is a predicted model, not a curated record. Lineage: Eukaryota; Fungi; Ascomycota; Dothideomycetes; Pleosporales; Pleosporaceae.